AUGUCAGUGAUCGGAAUUACUUUUGGAAACACCACAUCUUCUAUCGCCGUUGCUGCCGAUGGGAAGGUCGAUGUCAUUGCGAAUCCAGACGGUGAUCGUGCGAUCCCAUCGGCUCUAUCUUAUGUUGGAUCCGACGAAUACCACGGGUCUCAAGCUUUAUCCAGAUUGAUUAGAAACCCAGAGAACACCAUUGUCAAUUUCAGAGAUUUCAUUGGUAAAAAGUUUUCUGACAUCAACGAUGAGUUUUCUUUUGGUGCCAAACCCAAAGACGUAAACGGGGAAGUUGGAUACGAAAUUACCAUAGACGGUAAAUCCCAAACGUUAACCAUUAAUGAAGUAACAAAAAGACAUUUUAAGCAAUUGAAAUCUGCUGCUGAAGACUUCAUCGGGAAGGAAGUGGAAAGUGUGGUUUUAACCGUGCCAACUGAUUUUAGUGAACAUCAAAGAGACGAACUCACCAAGAUUGUUGAGAGUUCGGGUCUCAAAGUUUUGCAAUUGAUCAAUGAACCAUCUGCCGCAUUAUUGGAUCAUUUGUCGUUGGAAGACAAAUUGAGCCAAGACAAACUUUACGUUGUUGUCGACUUUGGUGGUACUAGAUCCGACGGAGCAGUUAUUUCAGUGAGAGGUGGUGUGAUGACUAUCCUUGCAACUGCACAUGAACACGGUUUAGGUGGUGACAAAUUGGACACCGCUUUAUCUGAGUUUUUUGCAAAGGAGUUUGAAAAAAAGACUAAAGUCAAUCCAAGAAAUAAUGCCAGAUCCAUUGCCAAGUUAAAAGCAGAGUCCAUUGUUGUCAAAAAAACGUUAUCCAAUGUACAAACUUCCACCUGCUCGAUAGAAUCAUUAGCUGAUGGAUUUGAUUUCCAUACAAGUAUCAAUAGAUUGAGAUACGAAUUGACUGCAAGAGACGUACUUUCUAAAAUGACAGCAUUCGUCGAAAAAGUUAUCAAGAAUGCUGGUUUGGAAGCUUUGGAUAUUGAUGAGGUUCUUUUAGUUGGUGGAACUGCCCAUACACCCAAAUUGGCCUCCAACAUUUCCUACCUUUUCCCUCAAUCAACAAAAGUUAUUGCGCCAUCAUUGGAUUCAAAGGCAUUGAACCCUUCAGAAUUGAUUGCUCGUGGGGCCGCAUUGCAAGCGUCAUUAAUUGAAACUUUCGACGAGUCAGAGAUUGCUGAAUCGUUGCAACCGAUUGUUGUUAACACCCAACACUUGUCUAAACCAAUUGGAAUCAAAGAUUCUGAAGGCAACUUUGUCCCAAUUUUGGUUGCUGAAACUGCGUACCCAAUCAAGAAGUCAAUUGAAGUUACCAACGGAGAAUCACCGUCAGUCGUUGUUGAAUUGUAUGAAGGUCAAAGGACAGUUAAAGAAACUGUGAUUGAAGCUGAAAAGGAUGAGGAUGACUCCGAAGAUGAUUCAGAUGAGGAACCAGAAGUUGAAAGGGAAAUUGUUUACAAAGUUGGCGAUAAAUUGGCGGAAUUUUCAUUGAAAGAUUUGAAACCAAACUCAAAAUUGGAGGUUACAGUGAACAUCACUCAGAAUGGUGUUUUGCAUGUUUCUGGAAGAGAAUUGAAGCAGGGCGCAGUUGCUGUCAAGGGUGAAGUCUCAGCUCAAUAG
Lodderomyces parapsilosis is the source of this 1614-nucleotide messenger RNA. It is a transcript of the gene SSZ1, whose product is annotated as Ssz1p. The record is from RefSeq and is a predicted model, not a curated record. The transcript has a single exon. Gene Ontology annotation, biological process: protein folding. Gene Ontology annotation, cellular component: cytosol; nucleus. Lineage: Eukaryota; Fungi; Ascomycota; Pichiomycetes; Serinales; Debaryomycetaceae. Bases 1 to 1614 code for a protein of 537 amino acids. Gene Ontology annotation, molecular function: ATP binding; ATP-dependent protein folding chaperone.